AUGGAAGAGCGUCCUUUGAUCAAUCCCGUCAAAGAUAAAGAUGAAGGAUAUAGUUCAUUACCUGCACCAAAUUCAAUAAUUCGAUCUUGGAGCUCGAAUGCAAGUGUUGUGUCUUCAGCAUCAGGCAUUGAUCUUCUCGGAGAAGAGUUAACAAGUCAAAAGUUUGGUCGUUUAUAUAGAAGGUACAUUAAAUGUAUUAAUCGUACAACAAGACAGACAAAACCUCGACAGGUAAUUCACUUCGAACAGUUUUUUUGUACCCAUGCACCAUUGAUUGAACGUCAUUUUUAUAGAAUUAUGGUUGCAGCUGAAAAUAAUAUUACAGAUAAAAAUGCAUUUGCUCCAGCCGUUUUAGAGAAAUAUAUGGCAUUUAAAGAUGAAAUUAAUAUAUUAUAUACACGACCGCGUUUAUUAUCUCCUGCAUGGUAUAAUUUUACACAAGAACAACAAACAACGAGUAAACGACGAUUAUUUGCCGAAGACUUAUGUGCAAUAAUUGAAAUGUUCACGGCACCAAAAUUUGGAAAUUUUCUCAAUUGUGUUUUAUCGGCCUUACUCAGUUAUCAAUUAUCGUGGCUUUCAACUGUGGCACCAUCGCGAGUGAAAUCGAAAUAUCAUUUUUUAUCAAAAAACAAAGCGGAUUACACGGGUUUAUUGCAACAAAUUUAUCAAUACAGUCCAUUAUGGGCCCAAUUGAUUGAUCUUUACAGUGCAUAUGGUCAACCACCUUGUAUUUGUCGUACGAUAAUUGUUGGUACAGAUCCGACAUUAGUAUCCCGUUUAUUAUAUUUACUUAGUUAUUUUAUUCGUCCAAGUUAUUUAACCUAUCAAGAACAAAAUUAUUCAUUAGUUACUACUAAUAACAAUGUCAAACAGACUGAAAAUGAUAAUACGAAUAAUUAUACGGAAUUAAAAAAAAAGAUGUCUGAUUUAAUAACUCAAGCAACACAGAUACAAAAUGUAGAUCCAUUUUCACCUGUUCAAAGUGAUGAUGAAGAUUCACAAAAUAAUGAUAAUAAUAAUGAUGAUUUUUAUAAUAAUUUAACCGAAGAUGAACAGUUAGAACAAGAAUCAUUUCAUCAGCCACAGUUAACUGAACAACAACAGUAUUAUCAAUUAGAAUUUUCAACUUAUAAUGGUGAUGAUACAUCAUUAUCAUCAACAAAUGAUGUUAAUGAACAAGAAAUUCAAGAUUUAUUAAACACAUUAAUUAUACAAAUUGAACAAAUACAGUGUAGAAAUGAACAAAAAACAUUAAUCAAUUCAAAUUCAAGUUAUACACCCAAAAAAAUUGAACAGAAAACGAAAUUAUCAAACACAAUUUAUCGUACAUCUACUCCAUCAGAUAAUAAUCAGCAGCAGCAACAAACAAUAACAAAUAAAUUAACAAAACGUAUCAUGUUAAUGCCACUAUUUGAACCACAACCAGUAACAAAAACUUAUGAUGAGAAUGGUACUUCUGGUACAUCGACAGAAUUAUAUGUUUUAAUGAAUUAUCAUAAAGAUCUAGCUCUAUCACUUAUUGGUUCUUUAUCAACUGUCUAUUCAAGUGAUUUUAUUCUACAAGGAAUUGAAUUACAUUCACCAGAAUCAUUAUUAAAACUAAGGCAAACAAUUAUUAAUCAAUUAAGACAUGAUAUUGAAGAUGGUGGAGCAUUUUUAAGCGAUGAAGCAAUUGAUGAGUCUAUUUGUUUAAUUAUAAAUACAGAUCAAUUAAAUGUUGAAUUAUAUUCAAGUAAACAUUCAAAUAUAUCAUUGAGGCAAGAAGCAACAACUGUCAUACAAACAUUAAUUGAACAAAUUAAAAUGAAAAUACAAUUACCAGCCGAUUUUUUUGUUUUGAAUUUAGAAGAUUAUUUACAAGAAAUUUAUUUUCUUGCCUUAGCAGUUUUGAAGUAUAUGAAAACACUUGACGAUAAGGCAACUCAUAGAGAUAUAUCUCGUCAAGAAAGCAAUACGAGUUUGGCUACAUCAUCAUCUACAGCAAAAUCGGAUAAUGAUAAUAAAAUUUCAAUACAAUCAAGUCACAUAUCAACAGUAUCUCCGUCCGAAACAACAAAAAGACGUUCGACUAUAAUACAAACUAACUAUUUAAAAAACAGUUCAUCGAUUGUUUGUGAAGUAAUGGAAAAAUUUCAUUUAAAACGUUCAGAUUGGUUAUUUCUUAAAAAUAUUCUAAAAUUGUUAGAAGAUGAACAAUUUCAUAUUGGUGAAUAA
This is a messenger RNA of Didymodactylos carnosus, 2217 nucleotides long. Lineage: Eukaryota; Metazoa; Rotifera; Eurotatoria; Philodinida; Philodinidae. The record is from the annotation of a GenBank genome assembly.